AUGAUCGGUCUUACUUCAGACGUGAUGUCUGACUCUGUCAGCAUUAAAGAGACAGCUGACAAAAAGCCUGUCAAGGCAACAACAACAAGAGAUUCAGGGAGCGUUGGCUCAGAUAAUGCAGGACCCGUGAAGUUUUGUCCUUCAAACGAUGUGGAGAACAGCCCAACAGAAAAACCUGCAAAAGGAAAGAAGAUGAAAGGAGCCCGUGCUGUCUUUCGGAGAGUAUGGAAGGCUGUAAAGCGUCCUUUCCUUUGCUGUGAUCCAAACCGAGUGGUGAAUAUUACACCACAGCCGGAUCAAGAUGAUUCAGAGCUGACGCCUGUCCCGAGUCCUCCCAGAAUCGCACCGACGGCCAACACAGAUCCUGAGCCGGUGUGUCUGCCAGGCCAGGUCAGUGAAGAUGUCUGUGAAGAGUCGUCGUGUGUGCCAGGUCCCUCCAGGAGCGAGCAAAUACCUGACGUAGAAAUGGCGAUCCCGAGUCAUCACCUGUGGCAGAUCCCUCCUGUUCUGAUCUGGGUGAUGAUUGUCCAGGGUUCGACGCCACAGGUGGAUCCAGACAGUGAUGAGGACUUAGCAGAUUGUCCCCUUUCUUUUGAGUUUGAGCCAAGCUGUCAGACCAGUUCUGACCAGGGCUAUGAAGCUCUCCAGUCCCCCCCCCCACCUGUGCAAGAGGCCAGUAGAGCACCUGUCUUUUUAUUGGGAGAUCUUCUAGGACACGGAAGUUAUGGCAAGGUGUAUGAGGCAACCUACCUAUUUGGUGACAAAACGACGGUUGCCGUGAAGUACAUCCGCAAGCGUCAGACUGACCAUUAUCUUCAUCUUGCUGGUCAUUCCAAACCCGUGCUUGCAGAAGUGGCAAUGUUGCUCAGGUUGGGAAAACCUCCAUUAUGCCCCAACGUCAUCAAAUUGUACGAAUGGACUGAGAAAAAGACGAGCUUCGUGCUCAUCAUGGAGUUCCCUAAACCUUGCUGUACCUUGAAUGAGUACAUCGAGUGCUCGGAGCCCAUCAAUGAACGGGAAGCAUGCUGGUUAAUCGGUCAGUUAAUCCAAGCUUUGAAACACUGCGUCGACCGAAGGGUCUUCCACGGCGACAUCCACACGGGGAACAUCCUAGUGACUCCCACUACUUUGGAGCUCAAGCUAAUUGACUUUGGCUGCGCUCAACUGAUCCACCGCGGGGGCAAUCUCAGCAGUCAAUAUCAAGGAGCACAGCUGUACACCCCACCCGAGGUCAUGAAGGAUUCCACGUUCCACGCCGGCCCGGCGUAUGUCUGGGCUGUGGGCAUGAUUCUCUUCCGAAUCCUGCAUGGAUAUCUGCCCUUUAAAAGCAAAGACAAAAUACUGCGUAACUACACUCCGUGA
Puntigrus tetrazona (Sumatra barb) is the source of this 1362-nucleotide messenger RNA. Its product is annotated as serine/threonine-protein kinase pim-2-like. Lineage: Eukaryota; Metazoa; Chordata; Actinopteri; Cypriniformes; Cyprinidae. The transcript has 7 exons. The coding region runs from base 1 to 1362 and encodes 453 amino acids. Gene Ontology annotation, molecular function: protein serine/threonine kinase activity; ATP binding. The record is from RefSeq and is a predicted model, not a curated record. Gene Ontology annotation, cellular component: cytoplasm. Gene Ontology annotation, biological process: regulation of mitotic cell cycle; protein autophosphorylation; negative regulation of apoptotic process.